AUGGAUACUCUCUCCUUCAUCUCCGCCGCGCCUCUCUUCGGGCGGCCUCCGGUGCCUCUCCAUCCGCGGCGCGGCUCGAGCGCUCCCGGGCCACAUCCGCGCACGACGACCUGCAAGUUGCGAUUCGGCAGCGACACGCCCUCCGACAGCGACGGCGGGCUGGGCCGAUUCCGCGAGUUCACGUCUCGCGACGGCGACCACGGGGUGCAGGACGCGCUUGAGCGGGAGGUGCUGUGGGAAGUGACGCGCACGGCGACGACGCACACGCUGGAGACGACGAUCCAAGACGAGCUCAAGGCGGUGUCGGACAGCCUUGCGGACAUGUACUCGCGAUCCGACCGGGACCUGCCGUCGCGGCAGGAGGAGCUCGCGCGGCGGGCGUCGCUCGCAAACAUCUCCAAGUGGAACCAGCAGCUGAUCCAGGGGGCCAAGAUGUCCAAGUCGAACCGGUCGGAGAUCUCCAAGGAGCUCGCCGUCGUGCAGGUCAUGCUGCGUCGCAACCGGCGCGGGCGCGAGAAGCGGAGGCGGAGGUCGGCGACGGUCGCGCAGCGGAGGAGGGACGGGGAUGUGGGGUACGCGCUGGAUGAGGAGGCGGUGAAGCAGGCGUCGAAGCCAAUACGGCUGCUGUUUACCGUGAUGGUUUGUGUGAGUGCAUUGACGGGAUUCGAGCAUGUCGCGGUGCAGGAGUCGGGGCCGACGCAGCUUGCGAAAGGGGCGGCGGCGUUUUCGUUGGUGCUGUUGACGGGCGCUUGCUGGAGGUCGAUUGGAGAGGCCGCGAAGAAGAAGCAAGACAGUUAAGUGAUUGUUGAUGCUCUCAAAGAGCCAGCAGACCAGCAGACCACCAGUUACGUGCGGCCAGAGACAUAUCUGCUACCUUUUUGACACGGACGCGUUGCGUGUUGCCUUUUCGUGAGCUCAUUCUUGCUCAAUCUGGCUUCGCUUCAGCGCGUGAGUGGGGGAUCGUAUCUUUGUAUAUUAUAAUGUUUGAGGUUAUACUACGCUGUGAUGGUUUUGGGAGUUGACGAUAUAAACGGGUCCCCUCACACGCUACAAGUUUGUACA
Molecule: messenger RNA, 1062 nt
Organism: Chondrus crispus (carragheen)
Lineage: Eukaryota; Rhodophyta; Florideophyceae; Gigartinales; Gigartinaceae
Exons: 2
Coding region: 1-798 (265 amino acids)
Source: RefSeq, a predicted model, not a curated record